Trametes versicolor FP-101664 SS1 is the source of this 1548-nucleotide messenger RNA. RefSeq lists its product as uncharacterized. The record is from RefSeq and is a predicted model, not a curated record. The coding region runs from base 1 to 1548 and encodes 515 amino acids. Lineage: Eukaryota; Fungi; Basidiomycota; Agaricomycetes; Polyporales; Polyporaceae. The transcript has 2 exons.
AUGGCAGUCAUCGUCGCGCGCGCGUUCUUGCAAGAUAUCAAGUCUUUCAUCGCACAGACGGUGCGCGAUGAGACUAAGAACAUCGUAGUGGAUCCAUCACUGGACGCCUACGACUGGGCAAAGUCUCGCGUCGACACUCACCAACGGUGGGCCAAACUUGCGGACCCUCUCGACUUCGGACCCGGCAACUCUACCUUCUCCGACCUUGUCCACUUGAUUGCUCUGACCCAAGACGACAUCGCGGACGCUCUGCCACCUUCCACAAUCGGUAACUGCUCCAUGGAGGCUCUCGUGGACCGCAUGUACGCAUGGGCAAUCUCUGACCGACAGGGUCAACGCGCUCCCUUUUACAAGGCUGGCACUGCAGGUGUCGUCCUCCGGAUCAUCAUCACGGAACUUGCGAACUACCUUCGCUCCUACACGGAGGUGGAGAGAGCCACUGAGUUCAAAGCCGCCCUAGUCGCCGCCCUCGUCGCCCUUCACAUCCACUUCAUCCCUGACGCGCGCCGCGUCGGCAAUGGUUCCCCAACCCAUCAGCCCGAUCCCCGUGGUUGGACCGGUCUUGGCGCUUCUCCCCGCCCUCGCUCGCUCAAUCCUGCCCUCGCUCGUACCCAUUCAGAGAGGAUCACCCUACAGAUCAACCAAUCUUCGCAACAGCUCCUUGACAACGACAUCCGCGGCAAAUGGUCAGCUUGCGAAACCUCUAUCGAGGAGCUUCGCGUUUUCUCCUCCCGCCUGAUCCUUCCUGAGGAGUUCGAGAAAGGCAUAGUCCAGGCGCGGAGAGCCGUCACUGGUUACGUCCUGGAGGUCUACAACUGGGCGUUCCAACGUCUCAUGGACGACCUCCAACAUUGGGACUGUCAGCUGGCUCUCACCCUCGCGAUCAUGCUCUCCAAGCAGCUUCCAGCCAUUUCCUACCCCAAAUCUGCCCCUGCGGACCUUCUAGACGCUAUUGCGGCCCAGUCCAUCACCAAUCAGGAGGCUUGCAUUCUUGCCAUUCGUCGCACACCGUGGGUCGUGCGGACUACGAACCGUGGCCUGAAGGACGUCCCCCUCUAUAUCACACAAGCCACUCUAUUCCUGCUCGCCUGGAUCAAUGACAAGUCCCCCCUGCGGCUCCGUCUUGAUGCAGGGACGGAAAUCGGUGAAUGGACCAGCAAGCAUUCAACGAAGGGGCUAAGCCAUAUGAAUCUCAUCCGCCUCGGCAUUGCCUAUGGGAACUCGAAGCGCCUUUUCACGUCGCCUAGGUAUAAUACAGACUACAUGAUCCUCCCGACUCCAUCCCUUAAGGCUUGGGCGAAGCGUGUUAAGGCUGGUGUCGCUGAUCCCAAGGAUGGUGCUUUCAACCUCACAGUGCGCAUUUUUGGUAAUGCCACGGCACUGAAACUUCGGGACAGCGGUAACUUCUCCUCUCUGGGCAUCAACCGUGUUCAAGGCCUUCAGAAGGCCACAAGUGACACGGCGCCCGUUGCAUCCUCUUCCCGUCGUAACUUAGAUGUCCUUUCUGAUUCCGAGUCACCCCCCCACAACCGUCGUCGCAUAAAUUAG